AACUCUCUGUCGGUGAACCCUGACGCCCAGUGCAAAUAUGGCCUGUAUUUCCGGGACGGCAAAAGGAAGGCGGACUACAUCCUGGUGUACCACCACAAGCGGCCCUCGGGAAGUCGAACCCUGGCCAGGAGGGUCCAGCACAGUGACGCCUCCCCGGCAGCUCGCAGUGUCAAGCAGGACCAGCCCCUGCCGGGGAAGGGGGUCCCAGUGGAGGCUGGGCCUGAGCCCCCCAUGGACUACCACGAGGAUGACAAGAGGUUCCGCAGGGAGGAGUACGAAGGGAACCUCCUGGAGGCCGGCCUGGAGCUGGAGCAUGAUGAGGAUACCAAAAUCCACGGGGUCGGGUUUGUCAAGAUCCACGCCCCCUGGAAUGUGCUGUGCAGAGAAGCUGAGUUCUUGAAACUUAAGAUGCCUACAAAGAAGAUGUACCACAUCAAUGAGACCCGUGGCCUCCUGAAGAAGAUCAACUCGGUUCUCCAGAAAAUCACGGACCCCAUCCAGCCCCGGGUGGCCGAGCACCGGCCCCAGGCCACCAAGAGGCUCUCGUACCCCUUCUCCCGGGAGAAACAGCACCUAUUUGACCUGUCUGAUAAGGACUCCUUUUUCGACAGCAAAACCCGCAGCACAAUUGUGUAUGAGAUUCUGAAGAGGACGACAUGCGCCAAAGCCAAGUACAGCAUGGGCAUCACCAGUCUGCUGGCCAACGGUGUCUACUCAGCCGCAUACCCGCUGCAUGACUCCGUCCCUAGCAUAGCUCAGAGCUUGGCUCCUAGGAGGGGCAGGAAGCUGCCCCAGCUUAGCGAUGGGGGCCUGGCCUGCGCCGAGAGGCGCUGUGGCCGGCGCACGGUUUGCCGGCUCAGACUCCCGCAUCGACAAAGCAAACGCAGGCCUGUGCUACACGGUCUGCAGAGCCGGGGGAACAGGAAGGGGGUCUGCGCAGGACCGGAGUUCCACCCUGGACCACCCACUCGGGAGUCGGAGGCGCUGCUCCGUCCAGAGGGGGCUCUUCCCAGGACCCCCUUGCGCUCCGACGAGUCCACUUCUGGCCCAGUCAGCCCCCGCGCACCGCCACAAGGGCCCGCCUCCGGCUCUGGGUCUGGGAGCCGCAGCGCCUCCUCCGGCGUCCCGCGGGCGCUGAGCGCGAGUCGCAUGCCCCGCUUCCAGCAGGACUUCCCACAUGAAUUCCCGCCUUCCCUGCUUCCUGGAGCCAUGGGGUCACUUGCCGUGAAGCACAGCACUUCUAUUCUGGCCGUCUCCCAGAGCUGCACAGGGGCCCGAGGAGGUGGACAUGACAGCAAGACAGUUUCCACAGCAGCAGACCGGCCCCAGGGGCUGAGGGUGGAUCUGUGGGCCAGGACCGGCCUCUCGUCGUGUCCCAGCUUCCUCGGCAGCUUGUCGUGGUUGUUACUUGGGGUCAAGUCGCCUCCAGCUCCGGGCGAGUGUGUGUCACACAUGGAGAUGUGUGACCAGACGUACAAUAUCACCAUGUGUCCCCUGUGUGACAAGACCUGCAGCUACUGGAAGAUGAGCUCGGCCUGUGCCACCGCCCGAGCCAGCCACCUCUUCGACAACCCGGCCACCGUCUUCUUCUCCAUCUUCAUGGCCCUCUGGGCCGCCACCUUCAUGGAACACUGGAAGCGGAAACAGAUGCGGCUGAACUACCGCUGGGACCUCACAGGCUUUGAGGAGGAGGAGGAGGCAGUCAAGGACCAUCCCAGAGCCGAAUACGAGGCCAGAGUCUUGGAGAAGUCACUUAGGAAAGAAUCCAAAAACAAAGAGAAGUGCCGCCAUAUUCCAGAGGAAUCAACAAACAAAUGGAAGCAGAGAGUUAAGACCGCCAUGGCAGGGGUGAAACUGGUACUUUUCCACUUUGGGGCAACCCCCUCACACGUGACGACGGUGAGCCGGUACGCGCUGAGCCCUGGCAUUGGCGUGUGCUCAAGAAACGUCAAGGGGAGCUCCCGAGUGGUGCAAACGGUGGACUUGGUUGGCUGCCAGCUGAAAGACUGGGAGAUCGAGUUGACCUACGGGUGCCUCCAAAGAAAGAUUGCUGUGACCUUCGCCAUCGUCCUGGGAGUCAUCAUCUACCGGAUCUCCAUGGCCGCCGCCUUGGCCAUGAACUCCUCGCCCUCUGUGCGGUCCAACAUCCGAGUCACGGUCACGGCCACUGCGGUCAUCAUCAACCUGGUGGUCAUCAUCCUGCUGGACGAGGUCUACGGCUGCAUAGCUCGGUGGCUUACAAAGAUUGAGGUUCCGAAGACCGAGAAGAGCUUCGAGGACAGGCUGAUCUUCAAAGCGUUCCUGCUCAAGUUUGUGAACUCCUACACGCCCAUCUUCUACGUGGCUUUCUUCAAAGGCCGGUUCGUUGGACGCCCGGGUGACUACGUGUACAUCUUCCGCUCCUUCCGGAUGGAGGAGGUAACCAAGACUGGACGGGUGCUGACAGCUGUGUCCACAGCGCUCGAGGGCCUGGGCCAUCCCUCAUGGCUCCCAGUGGGUCCUGGCAGCUCUGUGUCCAUGGUACACACGGGGGAUGAGUGCCGACGGCCUUCAUGUGCACAGUGCACAAGGGGCUGGGCUGUCUCUCAUGGUACCCAGCGGGUGCUGGUGGCUCUGGGUCCGAGGAAGAUGAAGAAGCUCAUCCGCUCCCUGAGGCUGAAGCAGCGAAGCCUCUUGGACCGCGAGGAGCACGUGAAGAAGAAGCAACGCUAUGAGGUGGACUACAACCUGGAGCCGUUCGCCGGCCUCACCCCGGAGUACAUGGAGAUGAUCAUCCAGUUUGGGUUUGUCACCUUGUUUGUCGCGUCCUUCCCUCUGGCCCCCCUGUUCGCGCUGCUGAACAACAUCAUCGAGAUCCGCCUGGACGCCAAGAAGUUUGUCACUGAGCUCCGGAGGCCGGUGGCCGUCAGAGCCAAAGACAUCGUGGUGGACAGGAAAGAGCUGCCAGGCCGAGCCCCAGGGCCAGGACCCCGGGCUCAUGUGGACGUACUGGGAUGCCCCUCCCCCACCCAGUGUGGGGACCUGCUCACCCUGCUGUCCCUCCAGGCCUUCGUCAUCUCCUUCGCGUCAGACUUCAUCCCGCGCCUGGUGUACCGGUACAUGUACAGUGUCAACGGGACCAUGCAUGGCUUCGUCAACCACACGCUCUCCUCCUUCAACGUCAGCGACUUCCAGAACGGCACCGCCCCCAACGACCCCUUGGACCUGGGCUACGAGGUGCAGAUCUGCAGGUACAAGGACUACCGUGAGCCCCCGUGGUCCGAACAUAAGUACGACAUCUCCAAGGACUUCUGGGUGGUGCUUGCGGCCCGGCUGGCCUUCGUCAUCGUCUUCCAGAACCUGGUGAUGUUCAUGAGUGACUUCGUGGACUGGGUCAUCCCAGACAUCCCCAAGGACAUCAGCCAGCAGAUCCACAAGGAGAAGACGCUCAUGGUGGAGCUGUUCAUGAAGGAGGAGCAGGGCAAGCAGCAGCUGCUGGACACGUGGAUGGAGAAGGGCCGCCAGCGCGAGGAGCCGGCCAACAGCCACGCGGCCAGGGCCGGCCCGGACAGCGCCGCCUUCCCCGGGGGCGCCCUGUAG
Messenger RNA from Orycteropus afer afer, 3579 nucleotides. The record is from RefSeq and is a predicted model, not a curated record. NCBI's taxonomy places the organism in Eukaryota, Metazoa, Chordata, Mammalia, Tubulidentata, Orycteropodidae.